GGUGAUGGCUCAGGGUAGCGACUGAGGUGCAUAAGGGCGAUUAUGGGGGUGUUAUUGUGGCUUAUAACUCCCAAAACAGCGGUAACUUCGCGUUCGUGAUACCAUCAGAAACACUUCGAGUCUUAACCUAUUAAAAUACACGUUUGUCAACUCCUAUAAAUAAACCAUAACUCUUUAGGAGUGUAAAUUUUUGCAGAGACAGGGUUCGUGUGGUGUCUGAGACAUUUCAAGAAUUGUGAUCACAUGUGAAGGAGUGAAGUGCAUGGAAGCGGGAAAAAUUGUGUUUGGGACUGGGUCUUAGAGCUGCGAGUGUUAUGGAACGUUACGAGUGAAAACGAGAAAACUUUCCACAAUGGAUAUUCUGCAACAGAGAGACAAGAGGCUGCAAGACGUCAGAAGCCAGCACACUUCUUUCCUGAUAGAAGACAUUCUGUUUCGCCCGAAAACUAGUCUUCCUCAGGUUCCGGCUAUGGGUCCGGCGCUGAGUCGGAGUUCCACCGUGCUCUCUGACAGCUACUCCAUGCUCCACGCGGCCUACCUGCACCCUGCAACGCACCCUUACCUGCACAAGGCGGAGCCUUUCUUCCUAACACCCGGCCUAGGUUUCGGAGGCCUGUUUGCGGGCGGGUCAGGCGAUCUGGGGGCCAAGCAUUGUCGACGGCGGAAGGCAAGGACCGUGUUCUCGGACCACCAGCUGACGGGUCUCGAAAAACGGUUCGAGGCCCAGCGGUACCUCUCCACGCCAGAACGGGUUGAGUUGGCGAACGCGCUAAACCUCUCCGAGACUCAGGUGAAAACGUGGUUCCAGAACCGUCGCAUGAAACACAAGAAACAGCUGAGGAAGUUGAGUGAAGACGCAAAACACAGCAGCGCCGAGAGGACCGGCUCGGAUGGACCCGUGGACUUCUCGAGUCGCCCCACGUCUUCGUCACAACUUGGAGAGAAGAGGGCGCAGAGCGAAAGUGACGAAGAUGAAAUCGACAUUGUGGGAGAGCAACAAGGCUCCCAGCCCAUGCUAGUGUGAGGCACGGUGUUGCUAGGCCCUUGAGGCACUCUCAGAGACUCGGGAGACACAAGACGAGCCAACAGUAGGAAAACCUCGAGAAGAGUCUCUCAGGGGACAGUUUUUUUAAUUGCGACCAGAGGCUAGAGUUCAACGGCUAUUAAACCAAUAUGAUAAUACUUAAGGAUGAGAUAGCGUAAAGCUUUUAUUCUCACGAGACUGAACUCUGACGUCAGGAAGUGUUAUGAAGUUCGGCUCAGUAUCACGAGAUUCAGAAGUCAAUUUCUGAAACGCUGUGCAGAGUAUUGUGAAGCUAACAUGAUAACACAGUGGAACCUCGAUAUACCGCGGCUGUGAUCAUGUCCCCCAAAACGAUUACACAUGCUUUAAAUAUUUCACAGGGUAGCUUAUAACGCGGGUACUGAAGUUGUCCCCUCGGAACCCGCGUUAUAUCGAGGUUCCACCGUAUUAAGGUACUCAAGAGGGCGUGUUAUAAAACUCACUAACCAGAAAUUUAAUUUGAGGAGACAUGUUACGUAUGAAGAAACUUUAUUCUGCGACGACGUGUGGACAAGAUACAGUGUCGCAAAAUAACUGAGAACCGUAGCUAAUAUCCUUCAGUUUUGGGUUUUUUUUAGUGUUCUGUCCGACGACAGGUCCAUAUGAACAGGAUCCUUCCAUCCUUUUCUCGG
Messenger RNA from Zootermopsis nevadensis, 1695 nucleotides. It is a transcript of the gene bsh, whose product is annotated as brain-specific homeobox. The record is from RefSeq and is a predicted model, not a curated record. NCBI's taxonomy places the organism in Eukaryota, Metazoa, Arthropoda, Insecta, Blattodea, Termopsidae. Gene Ontology annotation, molecular function: DNA-binding transcription factor activity, RNA polymerase II-specific; DNA binding. Gene Ontology annotation, biological process: regulation of DNA-templated transcription.